AAUUUCACUGGUGUGGCGUUUAGAAUUCAGUUAGGUUUUGACGUGUCACACUAAAACUAAUCUAUAUUUAUAUACAUAUGCCUAAAACUCGGUUAACAUUUCAGGGGCCACUCAAAUAAAAUCUAUGGCGCACUUUCAAAAAUGGAUACUGGUAACGGUUUAAUGGAUCGUUUUCUCAUUAUGGUACCAUCCUCAAUUCGACGAUUACCUUAUGCACAAAUUGAGACCAAGUCGCACUUAGAUACACAUGACAUCGUUGGAGUACACAAAGUAUGUGAACCAUUGGUUGAUUUGGAUCCCAAUAAUCCAACACUCCUGUAUUUCAGCGAAGAAGCAUUACAUUUUCUUUAUUUCAAUUUUAUAUGUUUUGAACAAAUGGAAUCAGACUUUAUUUCUGAUUUUAACAACGCAUUAAGAGAAGGAAGGCCUACUCCUAAGUCAAAGAAGAGUGAUCUCGUCCCACGCAUCGCAGCAUCUAUUCACACGUUGCAUCAAGUUUUUUAUUCCAUUGUGAAUAAAAGACCAUUUGCACUAACUGAGGAAAUUACAAAAGAAAUUUUAAUUAAGACCAUCCACUUUGUUGAAAUCGCGGAGGAACAAAAGGAAUUUUUUUCAAUGGUAAGUAUAAUUAUCAUAAUACAAAAGUAUCUUUCCUUAAAAUAUAGAAAUAUAACUACUAAUUCUUAA
Messenger RNA from Hydractinia symbiolongicarpus, 687 nucleotides. RefSeq lists its product as uncharacterized. The record is from RefSeq and is a predicted model, not a curated record. Bases 142 to 687 code for a protein of 181 amino acids. The transcript has 2 exons. Lineage: Eukaryota; Metazoa; Cnidaria; Hydrozoa; Anthoathecata; Hydractiniidae.